UCAACUUAUUACUUAUUAUUAGGUUGUAUAUUUUGUGGAAUAUUGGUACCGCAUGGAUGAGAUGUUCGAACUUAUGCCAACUUUAUGUGGUACAAUAUUUUGCUUUGGAAAACUAACUGGCUUAACUCACAAUUCUAAAAAGUUUAAGGAUCUCAUAGACUUAACGCAUGAAGAUUGGAUUAAUAUUCCAAAGGGUCGAGAAAGGCAAAUUUUAAUGCGCUACGCCAAGAUUGCACGAAAGUUUACGAUUUCAUACGCAACUUGCAUAUGUGGACUUUUGUUUAGUUACCUAUUGCUACCUCUCAGCGUAUUUGUACUUGAUUCUGCUACAACACAGAAUGAAACAGGUCCGAGGAAAUUAUUGCAUCGUGCUGAAUAUUUUGUAGACCAAGAGAAAUAUUAUUAUAUGCUUUUAUCUAUUGAGGUUACUGCUUAUGUAGUAUCCGGUAUGAUCGUUAUAGCCAUAGAUGCCAUUUAUUUCUUGUUACUGGAACAUAUUUGUGGAAUGCAAAAUGUAUUGUGUCACUGUUUGGAGAAUUUAACAGUGCGUGAUAAAUUGAGAUGGGUUGACAAUGAUCAAUUGAAUAUGAUCAAUGGAGUUGAUCGACGUGUGCGACAUUGUAUUCAACUGGACAAAAGAAUAAGAGAAUAUGUAGAUAUAGUGGAAGCUACUUUCGCGACAAGUAUUUUAGUUGAUAUUGGAUUUGGAUUUAUGUUUCAUACUUCUACAUGUAUAAUGAUUGUGAUUCGAAAGGGUCGGUUAACUGAACUUGCGCAAUUCGUAUCAUUGUUGAUAUUACAGAGCUUCAGAUUCUUUUUAAUCAGUUGGACUGGACAAGAAGUGAUCGAUCACAGCUCUAUCAUUCCGAUAGCGACUUAUAAUGCAAUGUGGUAUCAGAUGCCUAUAGAAAUACAAAAGAAUCUAAUGUUACUAAUUGUGAGAAGUCAGAAAUUUUCCCAAUUAACAAUUGCGAAAUUUUACGUUAUUAAUCUGGAAAAUUUCAGCGCGGUAAUGAAGACAUCAGUGACAUAUUGUACGGUAAUGACUUCGAUACGUUAGGCCCAAAGUGUAAUUUUGAACAAGGAAUCUCUCAAUAAUUCUUCUCUCACUAGUUCGUUGUCUGCUUUUUAAAAACUUGAGUGAUUAAUAUAAUUAUUCACUA
Messenger RNA from Harpegnathos saltator (Jerdon's jumping ant), 1163 nucleotides. RefSeq lists its product as uncharacterized. The transcript has 8 exons. NCBI's taxonomy places the organism in Eukaryota, Metazoa, Arthropoda, Insecta, Hymenoptera, Formicidae. Gene Ontology annotation, molecular function: olfactory receptor activity; odorant binding. Gene Ontology annotation, cellular component: plasma membrane. The coding region runs from base 53 to 1060 and encodes 335 amino acids. The record is from RefSeq and is a predicted model, not a curated record. Gene Ontology annotation, biological process: sensory perception of smell; detection of chemical stimulus involved in sensory perception of smell.